GAAAGCACUCAGAGGAAUCAACAGGAGAUGGUAGUUGGCCUGAGCAGGAGAAAACUUUGGUACCAUUCCCAGUUCUACCCCCGACUAAAUGAUUAGAAUGCACUGUCCCACGCAGAGUGCCACGUUUAAAAGGGGGAGUGGAGAAAUUGGACCACAAGCCACCAAGUGAUCAAAGGACGUCCUUUGGGCCCUGUGGGUCUGUCCGUGUCCCCCGUCCGCACUGCCCUGCCAGGAGGGUAUGGCCCGGCGGUUUCCCAGGCCCCUCGGCUUCCGCGGAGCCCGGGAGCUGUCCCAUUCCGGCAACGUGGUGGCCCCUGCCCACAGCAGGUUCUGGUUUCAGAAGUUGGUCAAACACAUCACGGGGCGGAGCGCCUUCUUCUCAUAUUAUGGAUACGGCUGCUACUGUGGCCUUGGGGGCAAAGACACCCCCGUGGAUGACACUGACAGAGAGAAUCCCAGUGGCCCAUCCCCAGAAGAACUAAAGCAGCCCGGCUGCCAGCCCAUGCUGAAUAGCUACCGAUUCCACAUCGCCAAUGGGACCGUGGCCUGUUAGUGUGCCCUUGGCCCCAGAGUCAGCUGUCUCUGCGGGCUGUGGGCAUGUGAGUGUGACAGGCAGUCUGCAUAUUGCUUCAGAGAGAGCCUGCCCACCUACGAGAAAAACUUUGAGCAGUUCUUCUCCAGCCGGCCCCGCUGUGGCAGGCGGAAGCCCCAGUGCUAG
This is a messenger RNA of Leptonychotes weddellii (Weddell seal), 718 nucleotides long. It is a transcript of the gene PLA2G2C, whose product is annotated as phospholipase A2 group IIC. The record is from RefSeq and is a predicted model, not a curated record. Gene Ontology annotation, molecular function: calcium ion binding; signaling receptor binding; phospholipid binding. Gene Ontology annotation, biological process: arachidonate secretion; fatty acid biosynthetic process; phospholipid metabolic process. Lineage: Eukaryota; Metazoa; Chordata; Mammalia; Carnivora; Phocidae.